Molecule: messenger RNA, 559 nt
Organism: Ilyonectria robusta
Lineage: Eukaryota; Fungi; Ascomycota; Sordariomycetes; Hypocreales; Nectriaceae
Exons: 3
Coding region: 1-405 (134 amino acids)
Source: RefSeq, a predicted model, not a curated record
AUGUGGAUGUGGUGGAUGUGGUGGUGGGUGCUUUGGUGCGAGUUCAGCGCGGUGCGAGUGCUAGGAGCGGCAGUGGUUCCAGCAGGCUUAACAGGCUACAGGAUACAGGCUACAGGCCACCCGCCCGGGGAACGGCGCGAGCGGCCGGUGGGCGUGGCGGUCGUUGUGGUGGUCGUUAUAGUGGGGAGGUGGAGGGAGGGGGGAACAAGCAUUGGUCGCUGCACUUUUCACCCGUGGGGGCAGUGGUUGUUGCAGUGGUUGUUGCAGCGCAGCGGUUGUUACAGUGGGAUGGGAUGGACGCCGUCGACGCCUUCAGGGCUAUGUCAGAGCCCGCUAGAGGCUGUACAGAAGCCUACCGGCUGGUGGCGGCGGCACAGAGGAAUAGCGCUGGCCGGUGGAGGCUGACGAUGACGAUGACGAUGAUGGAGAUGGAGAUGGAGAUGAAGCCAAGCCCAUCAUGACCCAAGCAGCCAGCCUUAACGUAAAAUAUACAGACGACGCGCAGGGAAGACGGCUUCUGCAGGGACAGGCUCACAAGGGACCUGUCAAAAGAAUUGAG